Messenger RNA from Durio zibethinus, 1941 nucleotides. Lineage: Eukaryota; Viridiplantae; Streptophyta; Magnoliopsida; Malvales; Malvaceae. The record is from RefSeq and is a predicted model, not a curated record.
UUAUGAAAAAAUGAAAGUGAUUUAUUUUUCAUCAUUAUUAUAUCAUAUUGCAAAUAUUAUAAAUACACGUCACUAAACCGAAAGUUCCAAAACCGAGAAGUGGGCCGCGCCGCCAACGUCCGAAUUACCGUUGGUGUUAAGGUUCCAAAUUAAAUUUUAGGGUUUUUUCUUUUUCCAAAAGCUCUCCCUUAAAGAUGGAGAAAGGGAAAAAACGCAGAAGAGAAGAAGAAGAAGAAGAGAUCGAGGCCAAAAAUAGUGAUGCUGAUCAUUCUCUUUCUCUCGGGAAAAAUCUUAGCUUUAGCGACACUUUGAUGGCGCUUCGUAUAAUGCGAGCCCAGUUUCCUCAAAUUGAUAAGGUCGCAAUUCAACCUUUCAUUUUGCAGUCACAAUUGUAUAGCAGUGUAAAGGAUAGAACUCAAGUGGAUAGGGAGCUAGAGUCUCUAAGGAGGGAGAAAGCAGUGCGUGUUUUCAAACUAAAUACUGGGCAAGAUGAUCAUGGCAUAAUGUUUUUAGAUGAUUAUAUAAAAGAGAUAGAACAUGUUGUCAAAAGAAUUGAAAAAAGGAAACAAGGUGAUCUUGAAGUUUUUAAGUGGUUUAAAGUGCAUGUUAUUGAAUCCAAGCUGGAAUCUAGCAUUGAACAUCAAGAACUUUGUUCACUCUUAUCACUAGGGGGAAGGGUGAAAGAUGAACACAUAUCCCUCCUAAUCAAUGCUGGCCUUAUUACUCGCCAAUUGAUUGAUCCAACUAUGUACUGGUUUGCAAUCCCAAAUAUUGGUUCAAUACUGAAAGGCCUCUCCCAGGGAAGGAAGGAACUCCUCUCUCUUUUAAAUCGUAGAAGAUAUAGAGAGAUGAUGUUGGCUGCUUUGGAAAAGAAGCGGCUUCGAUUUUCUCCUCUUGAUAUGAGGUUUCACCUUCGUGACUUGAUUGGAUCUGGUCAUCUCAAAACUGCCCAUACACCAACUGGUAUGGUUGUUCGGGUUUCAAAAGAAUAGAACUCAAGAAGAUACCACUAGGAGUGACAGUUAGAUUAUAUUGCUUCUCUUUGGGCUCAGUCUUGAAUAUGAGGUUGAUGAAUGAACAAAAGACAACCAUUGUCAAUGCAAUCAUUCACAUCAGCAUGGAAUGCUGGAUGAAUCUACUGUGAAUUCUUCUCAUUGAUCGGGUUUGCAACUAUCACCAUCUAUGAGAGCUGAUGUUACAUCUUCUAAAUUUUGCAUAUCUGAUAUUGUUACAUCAAUUGUAUUGUCAUACUAACUGGAAAGAGAGGGAGAGAGAGAGAGAUGUAGGACCAGCAAGAUUUUAGAGUCUUGUGAUCUCUGUGCAGAUAUGGCUUCUAGUAGGGCAAUACAUGCAGAACUGGAUUCUUGUUGUCCGCCUCUUCAUAAUUAGGACAAUUCAUUGUUGAAUGAUUAUUUUUAGGGGUCCAUGAUGUUGUGGACUUGGAUGGUCAUUAAUAGCCAGUACGAGUUUGUCAUAUUUGCAUUCUGAUCUCAUAAAUGUGAUAAGAUUUGUCGAAGAACAUUAAUCCCAUUAGAAUAUGGUACUUUUUCGUUUAUGCCAUAAGGUGGAAAGCUUUCAUCCGGUGCAUGUCUUGGCUAUUUGCUUCAAAUACAAAGCCCAUUCACCCUAUUGGCCUGUAUAUACAUUUUUAUAUCGUUAUUCGUUCGGUUUUCUUGGCAUAAUCCACUUGAUCUGGUUGCAUAUAUUUAUUUUAUUAUCUCAGAUGAGUCGGUUUCCAGUUGCUUGUUUAUAGAAUUAUUAGAUGUGAAAAUUGAAUGUGGAUUUAUGCUUGAUGGUGAGAGUAUUGAUGUGUAUGGCUUACUUUUGAAAAGUGUGUGUUGGUUUACGGAUUUCUCUAGUUCCGAAACCGGUUUCAUAUUUUUUUACUAUGCUCAGUUGAUUAAUGCUUUAUUUGAAAACUCGGCAUUUGCAUUUUUACGA